AUGCCGAGAAGCUAUCCGGCACUGCGUUCACAGCACCUCCCGUUGAAGCAGAACAGACCUGACUCCGGAGGCAAACUUCACCAAAUCCCGAAUCAGUUGCGAUGGGAUCCGUUUGAUAUCAACAAUGAGACAGAUUGGAUCAGCGGUCUCAGACCAGUCGGUGGCGCCGGGGAUCCCAGCAUGAAGACGGGUCUCGGGAUCUUCAUUUUUGCUGCUGGCCGAAGCAUGGAUUCCAACAUGGCCAUGUACUCUUCUGACGGAGAUAUGUUGAUUGUCCUCCAGCAUGGUGUGCUUGACAUCAAGACCGAGCUGGGCAACCUGCUAGUUCGUCCCAACGAAAUUGCCGUCAUUCCACGCGGUAUCAGAUACCAAGUCAACCUACCUAACGGACCAGUCCGAGGAUACAUCCUUGAGCUCUACCAAGGUCAUUUUGUACUCCCGGAAUUAGGCCCUAUCGGUUCCAACUGUUUGGCCAACGCACGGGACUUCCAAGUUCCGACGGCAGCCUUUGAUGAGGAUGCAAGUCAGUGGUCAAUUGUCAAUAAGUUCAACGGAGAUUUCUUUAUCGCAACACAGAACCACACGCCAUUCGAUGUUGUGGCCUGGCAUGGACAAUAUUACCCAUACAAGUACGAUCUUGGGCGCUUCUCCGUCAUAGGCAGCAUCUCAUUUGACCACCCGGAUCCAUCCAUCUAUACGGUUCUCACUGGCCCGUCAGACCAUCCAGGCACGGCUGUGGCCGACUUUGUCAUCUUCCCGCCUCGUUGGCUUGUGCAGGAAGACACCUUCCGCCCUCCAUGGUAA
Colletotrichum lupini is the source of this 804-nucleotide messenger RNA. RefSeq names its product homogentisate 1,2-dioxygenase. NCBI's taxonomy places the organism in Eukaryota, Fungi, Ascomycota, Sordariomycetes, Glomerellales, Glomerellaceae. Gene Ontology annotation, biological process: L-phenylalanine catabolic process. The record is from RefSeq and is a predicted model, not a curated record. Gene Ontology annotation, cellular component: cytoplasm. Gene Ontology annotation, molecular function: homogentisate 1,2-dioxygenase activity. The transcript has 2 exons. Bases 1 to 804 code for a protein of 267 amino acids.